AUGAAGAAUUUAUCCAUGACAUCUCCAGUUCUGAACAUUGCUCAACAAGGAGAGAAUGUGACUGCUUAUACCACUGACAACAUAUCAAACACAGACUAUGACUAUGACAAGGAUGAAACACAACUAGACAGUCUUCAAGUAUUCUCCCUGGUGGUCCACUAUGUGGUCUUUCUGCUGGGGACUACUGGUAACGGACUGGUCAUCUUUUUCACCACCUUCAAGAUAAAAAGAACUGUUAACAUUGUGUGGAUUCUUAAUUUAGCCAUAGCUGACUUUACCUUCUCGUUUUUCCUGUUGUUCACAAUUGUCUCUUCCACCUUAAAUUACCACUGGCCCUUUGGUAGAGUCAUGUGCAGGAUUCACAGUGGCGUUUUCCACCUUAAUAUGUAUACUAGCCUUUUUCUGAUCACUGUAAUGGGCGUUGAUCGAUGCAUUACCGUUGUGUUCCCUGUUUGGACCCAUAAUCACCGAACUCCUAGACUUGCAUCCAUUGUAGCAGUGGUAGUUUGGAUUCUAGCAUUCAUCUCCAGUUUGUUCUUUUUUAUGUUCAGAGAUAUAGUAGAAGACGAUGGCUUUAUUUAUUGCAUUUACCAUUAUGGCAAUAACUUAGAUUGGGAAUCAGGACACCAAGUCAGCAUCAUAUUAAACUUCAUCAUUGGUUUCCUUAUUCCUUUCACUAUCAUUUUUUCAUGUUAUACAAUAAUUCUUUUGCAUAUCCGGAGAAAUCACCUGAUCACAGUAAGCAAACCAUUCAAAGUUGCUGCAGCUAUAAUAAGUGCAUUCUUUAUCUGCUGGUUUCCUUUUCAUGUUAUUUCCUUUGUGCAGUUGUUUCAUAAUUAUGAUUUUUUUUAUGUUGACAUAGCAUAUAUGUGUGCCUUCAAUUUGAUUUUAACAAACAGCUGCAUUAAUCCUGUUCUCUAUUUCUUUAUUGGUAGAGAUUUCAAAGAAAUAUGUCAACACUCUAUUUGGUCAAUAUUUGAGAAAGCUUUCAUAGAGUAG
This is a messenger RNA of Nanorana parkeri, 999 nucleotides long. Its product is annotated as chemokine-like receptor 1. Gene Ontology annotation, molecular function: G protein-coupled receptor activity; complement receptor activity. Lineage: Eukaryota; Metazoa; Chordata; Amphibia; Anura; Dicroglossidae. Gene Ontology annotation, cellular component: plasma membrane. Gene Ontology annotation, biological process: inflammatory response; positive regulation of cytosolic calcium ion concentration; phospholipase C-activating G protein-coupled receptor signaling pathway. The coding region runs from base 1 to 999 and encodes 332 amino acids. The record is from RefSeq and is a predicted model, not a curated record. The transcript has a single exon.